Messenger RNA from Salvia miltiorrhiza (redroot sage), 897 nucleotides. RefSeq names its product dirigent protein 4-like. NCBI's taxonomy places the organism in Eukaryota, Viridiplantae, Streptophyta, Magnoliopsida, Lamiales, Lamiaceae. Bases 175 to 738 code for a protein of 187 amino acids. The transcript has a single exon. The record is from RefSeq and is a predicted model, not a curated record.
UAUCAUUAAUUAUUUAUUAAUGUCGAUAAACUACAAAAUUCCCAAUAAUCAAGUCAUCCAAAAAAACCCACAAAUUAAACCCCAAUCCCUCGUUCACUAUAAAUUGCAAACCUUCUCUCAAUAAAUAAUCACUGCAAAUAAAAAAGUAAAAAAAAAAAAAAAAAAACCCACCAAAUGGAGAAAACAAUUAUUUUCGCCUGCAUUCUCCUCCUCUCAACAUGCACCACACCAGCAUUUUCAAAGUACUACCGCGAGAGCGAGGCGUACAAGCCGGUCCUGAAGAAGACACAGCUCCGUUUCUUCAUCCACGACAUCCUAAGCGGAUCGAAGCCCUCGGCGGUUCGCAUCGCCGCCCCGAACACGACCGCGUACGACACGGGCAAUCCGACGCCGUUCGGGACCGUCUACGCCAUCGACGACGUGCUGACGGAGGGGCCGGAGGCGACGUCGGCGGUGGUCGGAAAUGCUCAGGGAAUGUAUCUGUCGUCGAGCCAGGGCAAGAAUCUGACGCUGGUGAUGUACGUGGAUCUCGGCUUCACGGCGGGGAGGUUCAAGGGGAGCUCGCUGAGCGUGUUCUCGAGGAAUCCGGUGACGGAGAGCCACCGUGAGAUGGCGGUGGUCGGAGGCAGGGGGCGGUUCAGGCGGGCGCAGGGGACGGUGUUUGUGAAGACUCAUUUCUUGAAUUACACUAAUGGGGAUGCUGUGCUUCAGUAUGAUGUCGAGGUUGUUCAUCCUUGAAGAGCUAGCUAGGGUUAGGGUUUCGGAUUUGGUGUUUUUUUUUUUGGUUGGGGUUUGAUUUGAAGGUUUUGAGUUUUUGUGACUUGUUUGUGGUGAAUUGGAUUUGAUAUUGGUGUAUGGAAAAUCAAGUUGCAAAGUUUGUUUUUCUAUGAUUUUUAA